Anguilla anguilla (European eel) is the source of this 2738-nucleotide messenger RNA. Its product is annotated as protocadherin gamma-A11-like. The record is from RefSeq and is a predicted model, not a curated record. Gene Ontology annotation, molecular function: calcium ion binding. Gene Ontology annotation, biological process: homophilic cell-cell adhesion. Gene Ontology annotation, cellular component: plasma membrane. Lineage: Eukaryota; Metazoa; Chordata; Actinopteri; Anguilliformes; Anguillidae.
UCUUUCAAAAUCUCAAGUAUUCCGGGCUUCGGUACAGUCUUCAUUGCAAUUGCACACCAGUGCUCUAAGUGCCGCUGUUGAUCAAGUUGGUGAGGUUUUAAACACUCCUACUGUAGGCCCUCCCUUCUGUAAUUUCGCAUCACACAGACAGGCAAACAGAAGUACAUGAAAAUCGCUCAGCACUAUCACGGGACAUAAGGCACUCUUCCGCAGAACGGUCGCGAUUAAGGCCAGUUGCUGGUCUUUGCAUAUCCGAAAUUCAACUGUGUAUCGAAAAUAAAGCCAUCGAAUUUGUAAUUUUUUUACAUUUAGGGAACGAAGUAUGAUAUUUCUUUGUUCUACUGGCGCUCCUGGAUGCGUGACUCGGGUGUGGACAUGGCAACUGCACAUUAUGCUAUUCUACGUCUGCGCCACAAAGAUGGCAAGCGCACAGGUCCGCUAUUCGAUUCCCGAGGAAAUGGUGAAGGGUUCAUUUGUGGGGAAUAUUGUCCAAGACCUGGGUUUGGAAAUAAAACGACUCCAGUCGGGGAGGGCACGCAUUUUUACGGAAGACAGUCGUGAGUAUAUCGGUCUGAAUUCUGAUAAAGGCACUCUGGUGGUGAAUGAAAGGAUUGAUAGAGAGGAGCUGUGUGCUCAGGUGUCUCCGUGCUCAUUACAUUUCCAGAUAAUUCUUGAAAAUCCAAUGGAGCUGCACCGCGUAACUGUAGAAAUAUUAGACAUUAAUGACAAUGCUCCAGUUUUUGCAAGAAAAGAAAUCAAUUUUCACAUUAGUGAGUUCGCUGUCUCUAGUGCUCGAUUCUCGUUAGACAGUGCAGAAGAUCCGGAUGUUGGUGUAAAUACGCUUCAGACAUAUGCGCUUAAUCCGACAGAUAAUUUUAAACUGAAAAUUCUUUCCCGGCUUGAUGGUAGCAAAUAUGUAGAAAUGGUUCUGCAGACCGCGCUAGACAGGGAAAAGCAAGAACAGCAUAAAUUAAUCCUAACAGCCUAUGACGGUGGCAGCCCUCAGAAGUCCGGCACAGUGAAUAUAAAUAUUGCAGUUCUGGAUGGAAACGACAAUGCACCAAUAUUUAGCCAAGCCAUGUAUAAGACUUCUUUGGCUGAAAAUGCAUUGAAGGGCACUGCCGUUUUGACAGUCACCGCCACUGACGCAGACAAAGGAACAAAUGGAGAGAUUAUCUACUCGUUUUCUCACGGUGCAGAUCGCGCUUCAGAUCUGUUUAAUAUAGACUCCGAUACAGGGGAGAUCACAGUGAAUGGUCCCGUAGAUUUUGAAAAAUCUAAACAGUAUGAAAUAAAUGUAGAAGCAACGGAUAAGGGAGGGUUCACGGACACCAGUAAAGUGCUGAUUGAUAUUAUUGAUGUGAACGACAAUGCUCCUGCAAUUACAAUAAUGUCCUUUUCGAACCCGAUACGGGAAGACUCGGUACCAGAGACGGUAAUAGCAAUGAUCAAUAUAAAGGAUUUAGACUCUGGGAAAAACGGAAAAGUUCGGUGUUCCAUUAACCAAAAUUUACCGUUUCGAGUUAAAUUGACGUCUACAAAUGUUUACACUUUGGUCACAGAUGAGGUGUUGGACCGCGAGAAAGUUUCCGAAUAUAAUAUAACAAUCACAGCUACGGACGAGGGAUCCCCUCCAUAUUCUUCUAACAAGACUGUAGUUCUGAGAAUAUCAGACGUCAAUGAUAACGCGCCCACGUUUGAGCAGCAGUCAUACACCACUUAUGUUUUUGAGAAUAACGCUCCAGGGAUUUCCAUAUUUGCAGUGAGAGCCAGCGACAGUGAUUCUGGCAAUAAUGCACGUCUUUCAUAUUUUCUGGACGACAACCCAGUCAACGGGGUGACAUCAUCGAUGUAUAUUUCAGUAAAUGCAGAGAGUGGUACAGUUUACGCAGUGCGUUCUUUUGAUUUUGAACAAAUAAAGGAAUUACAAAUUCGUUUGAAAGCUCAGGAUGGGGGGUCUCCGCCUCUAAGCAGCAAUGUCACUCUGAACAUCGUAAUUAAGGACCAGAAUGAUAACAUACCUCAGAUUCUGUACCCAGUACAAACUGGUGUCUCUCAGGUUGCAGAAAUUGUGCCUCGUUCUGCGGAAGUUGGCUACCUUGUCACUAAAGUGGUCGCUGUUGAUGUGGACUCUGGACAGAAUGCCUGGCUCUCGUACAAACUGUUGAAAGCGACAGACAGGGCGCUGUUUGAAGUGGGUUUACAGAAUGGAGAAAUAAGGACUUUACGCCAGGUCACUGAUAAAGAUGCUGUCAAACAAAGACUUACUGUAGUUGUGGAAGACAACGGGCAGCCCUCUCGCUCAGCUACAGUCAAUGUGAACGUGGCGGUGGCUGACAGCUUCCCAGAAGUGCUCUCGGAAUUCACUGACUUAACGCACGACAAGGAUUACAAUGACAACCUUACUUUUUAUUUAAUACUGGCCUUGGCUGUAGUUUCAUUUCUUUUUCUUGUCUGUAUUAUUGCCAUACUGUCCGUGAAAUGCUAUCGAUGGAGACGAGAAAGAUUGUUUUAAAUCCAAUGGAAAUCUUCCAGUUAUACCGUAUUAUCCACCGCUUUACGCAGACGCCGGUGGUACCGGAACUCUUCAGCGCGUGUAUAAUUACGAGUUGUGCAGAACUACUGACUCGAGAAAGAGCGAUAUGUCUGGCAGACCUUGCAGUCACAGCCUCAUUAGCCUGGACGCCUGUGGAACACAAACACUACCCCAUCUGCAAGAGAAGGGUGCCGAGGAUGAC